AGGGAAGAAGCAUGGCCGCCGUGCUCAGAGGGUCUCGGUACCUAGUUGGAAGGUGUAGCAAGCAUGUUGCCUCUGUGUGCGUCUCCACAAGGUCUAUGGCCUCAAAGACACAGGUGGGGUUUGUUGGUCUGGGCAACAUGGGAAACCCAAUGGCAAAGAACCUGCUGAAGCACGGAUACCCAGUCAUCGCCACAGAUGUGUUCCCGGAGUCCUGCAAGGAAUUGCAAGAGCUGGGAGCUCAGAUUGUGGAUAAUCCAGCUGAGGUAGCCGACAAGGCCGACCGCAUUAUCACAAUGCUCCCCUCUAGUCCCAAUGUCAUCGAUGUGUACACCGGACCUAAUGGCAUUCUGAAAAAGGUAAAGAAAGGCUCCCUCCUCAUUGACUCCAGCACCAUCGACCCAUCGGUUUCAAAAGAGAUGGCUGCUGCCUCAGAGAAGAUGGGUGCAGUCUUUAUGGAUGCACCAGUAUCAGGAGGUGUGGGUGCUGCUAGUUCGGGUAAACUGACUUUUAUGGUCGGAGGAGCGGAGGAGGAAUUUACUGCAGCCAAAGAACUGCUCAGCUGCAUGGGAGCCAACGUGGUGUACUGCGGUCAAGUCGGAACUGGACAGGCUGCUAAAAUAUGCAACAACAUGCUUUUAGCCAUUGGAAUGAUUGGUACUUCAGAGACGAUGAACUUGGGAAUCAGACUCGGCCUUGACCCUAAACUUUUGGCCAAAAUCCUGAACAUGAGCUCCGGCCGGUGCUGGUCGAGUGACACCUACAACCCUGUGCCUGGCGUUAUGGAGGGAGUCCCCUCCGGGAACAACUACCAGGGAGGCUUCGGCACCCAGCUGAUGGCGAAGGACUUGGGCCUCGCACAGAACACGGCCACGAGCACAAAGACUCCUGUCCCCCUCGGCUCCUUAGCCCAUCAGAUGUACCGUAUGAUGUGUGCACGUGGUUAUGCCAAUAAAGAUUUCUCCUCCGUGUUCCUGUUCCUGCGUGAGGAGGAGGGUCAGUAAUGUCCGCCUCCAGCCCGUCCACAGCCUUGCCAGGCUCCGGCCCUGCACAGGACAAACACACGUGUGGGGGUGCAUUUCACCCUGAGGACUUUUUCUCUCCCUUUUUUUUUUUAUUUUUUAUUUUAUCUUUUUUUCAAAGUUGUGAAAGACAUGAACCCCUGGGGCGCUCCGACAUAGCGAGACGCAUAACGUGAGCACCUUUUGGAAAUCAUAUUUCCUGUGUGAUCUGUAGCCUUUUAACAAAAUAAAACACUCCUUUUCAACUUAAUAAGCAAGUGUAUUGUCAGAUAUGCAGAUGUGUGGGUUCAUGAUAUAAGUAGACUGUGAAGUAGCGGCUGCUCUGCAGAUUGCAUUUCUUAAAAUGCAAAGUCUGGUGGGAAUCUGGUGUUGAGAUGAAUCAUUAGCUCUGUUCAAGACAGAACAACAACUGUUCAGUCUCCACAUAUUUAUCUUUUGUUUGUGAUCAUGUCUUUAUGUUGCUGUUCUGUUCUCUUGACAUCGGAAAUGUUACUUUUGGAGACGAGUGUCAUGAUAUAAUGUAAGGAAAUAAAAGACAAUGUGAGGUCUAAAACUUAUUGAAUAAUAA
This is a messenger RNA of Limanda limanda (common dab), 1587 nucleotides long. It is a transcript of the gene hibadhb, whose product is annotated as 3-hydroxyisobutyrate dehydrogenase b. The record is from RefSeq and is a predicted model, not a curated record. Lineage: Eukaryota; Metazoa; Chordata; Actinopteri; Pleuronectiformes; Pleuronectidae. The transcript is spliced from 8 exons. Gene Ontology annotation, biological process: L-valine catabolic process. Bases 12 to 1001 code for a protein of 329 amino acids. Gene Ontology annotation, molecular function: NADP binding; NAD binding; 3-hydroxyisobutyrate dehydrogenase activity. Gene Ontology annotation, cellular component: mitochondrion.